Zophobas morio is the source of this 3341-nucleotide messenger RNA. Its product is annotated as dentin sialophosphoprotein-like. The transcript has 4 exons. NCBI's taxonomy places the organism in Eukaryota, Metazoa, Arthropoda, Insecta, Coleoptera, Tenebrionidae. The coding region runs from base 174 to 3083 and encodes 969 amino acids. The record is from RefSeq and is a predicted model, not a curated record. Gene Ontology annotation, molecular function: GTP binding.
AACGUAAUGAAUUAAGAUAACCUUGAGGAACACUCCCUUGUAGAAGCUUUCUGCGUCGACGCUUAUUUAUAAGAUUUUUUCAACAGAUAACUGUAUCUCAAGCGAAUAGAAAAUCUAGAAUCGUUUUCCUAGUGUUGUCAAGAGACAGACGAACCUUUCCCGACGACUCCAAAAUGUGGGAUAGCUUUUUGAAACUAUUCAAAAAACCUGCUGCCGCAACCGACGACGUCAACAUCCUCCUACUGGGAGAAACGGGCGUCGGAAAAUCGACUCUAAUAAAUUCAAUUUCGAACUACUUCAAGUAUCCCAGUUUUAAAUCGGCGCAAAAAGGGAAAAUCGACACUUUAAUACCUGUGAGUUUAGGACCAACGAAAGAUGACAACGAAAUCGGCGUCAAAAUGUGCCUACUCCCCGUCAAAAUGGACGGUAAAGUCUUCUACUUGAGACUGAUUGACACCCCCCCAAUCGGAGACCCCAGAGGAAUAGAACAGCACAAUAUCAAUCUGGAUAACAUUUUGGCAUACCUAGCGACUUUAAAAAAAGUCCACGCCAUUUGUUUUGUUUUAAAGUCGAAUCAGACGAGGUUCACGAAGUACUGUGUUAAGCAGACGUUGGCACGACUGGAUAAGAGUGCCAGUCCGAACAUCGUUUUUAUUACCACUGAUAGUAAAACGGGUGAGAAUAGAGCUGAAGAGUAUUUGGUGCCACUGUAUGGAGAUAUCCUAUCAAAACCUCCACAUACGUGUAUUCCUUUAAGCAAUAAGAACAUCUUCGCUUUUGACAAUGAAGCAUUUUCAGCCUUGUUGGACAUCCAAGAUGGAAAAAGUUACAACCAAGACGAAUUAAAAAGUUUUGCCCGAAGUUGGAACAUCUCGUCCAAAGAAAUUCGACGGUUGCUGACAUACAUUAUCGGCGAUUUGAAAACUCCAGCUUUGGAACCGCACGAAGUCGAAGCCACCAUCGGUCUUGACGAAAUCAGACUUCUCGUAGAACCACUAGCAACUUCCAUUGAUAAAGUGUCAGAACUUAUACAAGAGAACGUCAGUUUUGUCGAGAAACAGACACAACUCGAAGGAGAGCGUGCAUCUAUUUCUAGAAUCAUUGCCAAGAUUUCGUACUUCCUUCAAGAACACGAACUGACACCUUUCGGUGACGCCCACAGCGACUACAUUGAACAACUUCUCAAAAAUGAAAAGCGUGAAGUCGUCGCGAAACUCAAGAAACUCCUCAGUCAGCAACAUCACGUUCAAAAAAUCCUGGAAGAAAGCGCGAAAGAGUUCCAAAAUGAAGCCACAAGCAGCGAUUUGACUCCUCAAGGAAUCAAGAACGGUAUCACGGAACUGUACAAUUUGAAACACAUGGGGAAGAGGAUACAAGAACUGAAAUCUGAAAUUUGUCGUUACAAAGGAAGCCAGGAAGAUUUCGGCUACGUUGUUUCGUCAGAAAUCGACUUGGACAAGAUAAUCGUUGAAGAAGAAGAAUAUGAAAAAACGGACUACAGUCAAAGAAGCGGGUACGACAUCGACGAACCUGGAGAUUACGAUUUCGGUCACAAAAUUUUUUCAAAUACUUCACCUUUCAAUGGCCACGGAACCCACCACCAGGAGACACGUGACCAAGAAACAAAUGAAGAUUCUGACAAAGAAUCCAGUCCAGAAGACAUAAACUUACAUAGAAUGCAAUAUAGAGUGGAAUAUUCGUUCAAACGUGACUCUCAUAGCAACGAAAGUUAUGGUUCCGACCACCGCGAUUUUAGAAAUUCGUCCACAAGUGAUUAUGAUGUCAAAAGUGGACAUUCUGCUACAUCUCGUCACAGCAAAAAAUUUGAAGGCGAUGAUUCAGAUGAGGAUGGUUCUGUCAAAUCAAAUCGUGCCAAAAACAACUCUUCACCUUCACGGUCUAGAGUGAAAUACUCACCUAGACGUCAUCGCUAUAGCAGCGACAGCUAUGAUUCAGAUGACCGUGAUUUUAGAAAAUCGUCCGUGAGUGAUCAUUCUGUCAAAAGUGGACAUUCUAGCUACGAAAAUAAAUCCGAUAUUGAAAGUUAUGAUUCAGGGAGUGGUCAUUCUUCUGCAUCUUUUGACAGCAAAAGCAGCACCAAAGAACCUAAGAACCAAAGCCGGUCUAGAUCUUAUGAAGCCCAUGAUUCAGAUGAUGUCAAAUCAAAUCGUGCUAAAAAUAACUCUUCACCUUCACACUCUAAAGUGAAAUACUCAUCCAGACGUCAUCGCCAUAGUGGCGACAGCUAUGAUUCAGAUGACCGUGAUUUUAGAAAAUCGUCCGUGAGUGAUCAUUCUGCCAAAACUGAACAUUCUAGGUACGAAGAUAAAUCCGAUAUUGAAAGUUAUGAUUCAGGGAGUGAUCAGUCUUCUACAUCUCUUGACAGCAAAAGCAGCAGCAAAGGAUCUAAAAACCAAAGACGGUCUAAACCUUAUGAACCCCAUGAUUCAGACGAUGAUGGCUGCGUCAAAUCAAAUCGUGCUAAAAACAACUCUUCACCUCCACACUCUAAAGUGAAAUACUCAUCUAGACAUCAUCGCCAUAGUAGCGACAGCUAUGAUUCAGAUGACCGUGAUUUUAGAAAAUCGUCCCUAAGUGAGAGUAGUUAUGAUUCAGGCAGUGAUCAUUCUUCUACAUCUUUUGACAGCAAAAGCAGCGGCAAAGGAUCUAAAAACCAAAGACGGUCUAAAUCUGAUGAUUCAGAUGAUCAUGCUUCUAUUAAAUCAGAUCAUGCUCCAAGUAACUCUUCACAUUCACACUCUAGACGCCAUAGUAGCGAAAGCUCUGAUUCUUCUGGACACGAAGAUAAAUCCCAUGAUUCAGAUGGCGAUCGUUCUUCAAGAUCGUUUGACACCACAGGCAGUGAAAGCUAUGAUUCAAAUGACACUGAUUCCAGGAAAUCGUCCCGAAGAAAUUAUAGUGAAUAUUAUGGUUCAGGUGGUGAGCAUUCUGCUAAACAGUCUAGGAACCACAGAGGGUCUAAAUCUAACGACAACUAUGAUUCAUAUGGUGAUGGUUCCACCGAGUCCUCCAGAUCUGAUUGCAGUGCAUCAGGCGACGAAACUAAGUAUCACGGUCGUUAGGAAUCCGAUGACGAAAUCCAGUCAAUCACACAAACCAAAAGACUAAAAAAGUGAUAAGUUUGAAACGCAUAAAAAAAUUCAGAAAUAAUGUAGAACCAUCCUGAAAAGGAAGAAUCAGUUUCAAACUAAGAUGUAUUGAGUUUUUAAGUUAAAAAAAAAAGUAAACCUAGACCCACCGAGUCAAAAAUUCCACUUGUUGUACUGUUUCAAUCCAAGUCUAGACCAAGUCUGGUUUGCAAUAAAAUUUUUUAAUAAUAA